AUGGCAUCGAUGAGCGGCUUCCGGGCACUGUCUAUGCUCGACAACGAGGUGUCGUCACCUGUUAUCCAGCGGCGGCGCAACUCUCUUGCUAGCGAGCAGCCCAACAUUGUCUUCCCGCCCUACAGCAAGCAAGGCUACGCUUGGGUGGAGACCAAACCGACCGAGUGGUCCCGCCGGUACUUUGUGGUCAAGGCCGCCACCUUGUACGGCUUUGAACACAAGGUCAAGUCGACCCUCACCGUCACCGCAUCCACACAAGCCUCCGUCUGCAACGAUGAAGGCCCUGUGUUCCGCGAUCCGGAGACAUCGGCGCGCGUCCCGCAUCCCUACAUCUUUACAGUCACCAUUGAUGGCAAGACGCUGGUGUGCGCGUGCCAGAACCCCAAGACCCGGUCUGCAUGGAUCAAGGUCCUGUGCGAGACGUCGGCAGCACAGCCGUCCAAAGGCUGCGUCGGGUAUCUGCUGGUCAAGAGCGGCAAGUCCAAGUGGAACCGGCAGUUCAUCUCGCUCUCGGGUGAUUGCCUGACCUUGGCCGCGCCCAAGGUCAAGAAUGCCCUCAAGCUCAACUCGUUUGGCGACGACGGCUUCACCGCCUCGGCGCGGAUCGCGGCCCAGCUGGGUGUCUCAGCCUCGCGGUCGACGGUGGCGGCCACGCUCACCGAUGCCAAGGGCAACGUUUCGUUCGGCCACCGGUUGGUGGUGGUGGAUGGCAAAAAGCGGCUGGCUCUGGCAUUCAAGUCCGAGACUACCGCAAACUCGUGGGCGGCCACGCUCAACGCCGCCAUCUCCAAGCGGGCGUACAUCCGCGAGUUGGCGCGGACCCGGACUCUGGCCGAGUCGGCGACCCGCCAGCUGGAGCCGCUUGUGGUCUCGGAGCGCGAGCUCCACUUCCUCUCGAGACAGCUCGAGUCUGGCAGCUAUGGCGCGGUUCGCGGUGCGCUGUGGGCGUACGCCAUGCUCUCGGCGCACGGCUCGAACCGCAUCAAGUUUGCCGCUCCGGACAUGUACUUUCUCCGCUCACUCUGCACUGCGCUGGCCUCGCCCAUGGUGGCCGAAGACGAUUUUCUCCGUGCCGACGCCGUCCGCAUCCUCAACAAUCUCGCCGCCACGCCGCGAGUCCACGCCGACAUCCUCCAGUGGGGCGCCGUCGACGCGCUCAUUGCCUGCCUCGAUGCCAAUGCGGUCUCGUCGGAUCUCUCUAGCACUGUGCUUGCUCUCCGCGCCAUCAAAAUGCUCGCGCUUCACCGCUCGCUCGCCGACGCCGACAUUGCCCGCCUCGCCGACUGCACCGUCGCCGGCAAGCGUAAGGCCACGUCUGGCUCGGCUAUCCGUGCACAUUGGAAGGAGGUCUCUAAGAUUCUCGCUGCCCAGCGCGUGGCCGACAUUCCAUCACCGUCCCACUCAGCUCCGAUUGCAGCUGCCGAGAAUGUCGAGAAUGCCGAGAACACCGAGAACGCCGAGGGGACGCUCAGCGCUGCCCCUGCGCCCGCACCUGUCGCGGUGCCUAUCGCCAAGCUGAUCUCGUUCUCGCCGAUCCGUGCUCCGCUCGCGGCGCAGUCGACCAAUUCGGCAGCUUCAUCUCCAGGCGGCUCCAACCCUCUCGACGACUCGUUUGAGCGGUUCAUGUGCUCGCGAGCCACUGCAGCGUCCACCGCCGCCGUCUCUGCCGCUGCCACGCCGACCAAGCCAUCGGCGGCCACCAACCCGUUUUCCUCUGCUCAGCCCACCAUCGGAAUUGUCCCGCUCUUGUAGUCCGGUCUCAGCCUGAAUCCGAUCCAACCUCGCAUAACACCACCCUGUAUCUUC
Molecule: messenger RNA, 1806 nt
Organism: Thecamonas trahens ATCC 50062
Lineage: Eukaryota; Apusomonadida; Apusomonadidae
Exons: 2
Coding region: 1-1752 (583 amino acids)
Source: RefSeq, a predicted model, not a curated record